Molecule: messenger RNA, 1869 nt
Organism: Vigna unguiculata (cowpea)
Lineage: Eukaryota; Viridiplantae; Streptophyta; Magnoliopsida; Fabales; Fabaceae
Product: phenylacetaldehyde oxime monooxygenase CYP71AN24-like
Molecular function (GO): oxidoreductase activity, acting on paired donors, with incorporation or reduction of molecular oxygen; heme binding; iron ion binding
Source: RefSeq, a predicted model, not a curated record
UACAUUCCGAGAGCGUACAAUAAUCAUUUUCCUUACUAAUAUAUAUAGGGUUGUAUGAAUGCAUAAGAAGAGAAUUUAAUAAGAGUAAAACAGCAAUAAUUGAAUAAAAAUAAGUUAACGAAAAAGAGUAAAACAACGAGGAAGCAACUACGUAUGCUUGCUUAUAAAUCUUUGGUGGACUUACCAGAUGUGGCAAAAAAAGGAAAUGGCUCUUAACCUCUGUCUCUCUCUGUCCUUUCUCAUCAGUGUUCUCUUUCUGUUUAAGCUGGCAAGAAGGUCCAAAUCCAAACCCAAAACGAAUCUGAAUCUGCCUCCAUUUCCCCCAAAGCUACCGUUCAUAGGAAAUCUGCAUCAGUUUGGCACACUGCCACAUCGAGCUCUUCGAGAUCUCUCUCUCAAAUACGGUGAUAUAAUGAUGUUGCAGUUGGGACAGAUGCAAACUCCAACCCUUGUGGUUUCGUCUGCAGAUGUGGCCAUGGAAAUAACGAAAAGUCACGACCUAGCCUUUUCGGACCGACCCCAAAACACUGCUGCAAAUAUCCUAUUCUAUGGAUGCACAGACUUUGCCUUUGAACUCUAUGGAGAAAACUGGAGACAGAAAAGAAAAAUAUCCGUGGUUGAAUUUCUGAGCUCGAAAAGGGUGCAAUCAUUUAAAGCUAUCAGGGAAGAAGAAGUUGCGCAGUUGGUGAAGAAGCUACGUGAAGCUAGCAGGAGCGAUGAAAAGGUUGUGAAUCUAAGUGAGAUGAUUGUGUCAACAUCGAAUAAUAUUGCGUGUAAAUGUGCUCUUGGGAGGAAGUUUGCAGGAGAUGGUUACAGCAGAGUGAAAGAGUUAGCAAGGGAAGUUAUGAUUCAUCUCACAGCUUUUACUGUCAGAGAUUACUUCCCUUGGCUGGGUUGGGUUGAUGUUGUUACUGGAAAAAUUCAGAAAUAUAAGGCCAUUUUUCAAUCUUUGGAUGUUUUAUUUGAUCAAGCAAUUGCGGAGCAUUUGACUCUGAAGAAGGAAAGUAACCACUCCAGAAAGAAAGACCUUUUGGAUAUCCUUCUCCAUUUUCAAGAGAAUAACAUGCUUAAUUUCGAGCUCACAAAAAAUGACCUCAAAGCACUUCUAAUGGAUAUGUUCGUUGGAGGAACUGAUCCAGCUGCGGUAACAUUAAACUGGGCUAUUUCAGAGCUUGCGAGAAACCCAGCCAUAAUGAAGAAAGUACAAGAAGAAGUGAGAAGAGUUGUAGGGCAUAAAUCAUGUGUAGAAGAAGAUGACAUCAAUGAAAUGCAUUACCUGAAGUGCACAGUGAAAGAAACUCUAAGGUUGCAUCCACCUGCUCCACUUUUGGCUCCUCGAGUAACAAUAUCUGGUGUAAAAUUGAAAGGAUAUGAUAUUCCUGCAGAAUCAACGGUAUAUAUUAAUGCAUGGGCAAUUCAAAGGGAUCCUUCGUUCUGGGAAAGUCCUGAAGAAUUCCAGCCAGAGAGGUUCGAAAAGAGUGAGGUUGAUUUUAAAGGUCAUCAUUCUCAGUUUAUUCCAUUUGGGUUUGGAAGAAGAGGAUGUCCUGGAAUGCAUUUCGGAGUUGCUAAUGUUGAGUAUGUUCUUGCCAACCUUCUUUAUUGGUUCGAUUGGAAGUUGUCGGAAUCUGAUGAACUUAAGCAAGACAUAGACAUGAACGAGGUAUCUGGACUCGUUGUCUCAAAGAAAACACCACUUUAUCUUAAACCAAUAGCUUACUCAUUUUCAUCCAAGUCCUAAACUUUGUUGGUUGAUUAUUGAUCAUGUGUGAUGUGCUACAUAAUAAAACUAUUAAGUUGAUGAGUGUGUGAUGUGUGUACAAUGACUACUAUUUAGAAGUGGUCAGUGAGGUUUAUUUCUGUUUUUGGAUA